Molecule: messenger RNA, 3278 nt
Organism: Larimichthys crocea (large yellow croaker)
Lineage: Eukaryota; Metazoa; Chordata; Actinopteri; Sciaenidae
Gene: slc1a9
Product: solute carrier family 1 member 9
Exons: 11
Coding region: 186-2174 (662 amino acids)
Biological process (GO): L-aspartate transmembrane transport; L-glutamate import across plasma membrane
Cellular component (GO): plasma membrane
Molecular function (GO): neutral L-amino acid transmembrane transporter activity; L-glutamate transmembrane transporter activity; glutamate:sodium symporter activity
Source: RefSeq, a predicted model, not a curated record
AGAGCGCCCAAGCUGUUGUAUUAAUCUGCAAAUUUUCUCAGAUGACGCAAAGACUCUGACUUUGCCUCCCGUCCCCGCUCUCCCCCCUUUCAUCUCCACGUCCCUCCUCUCUCUCCUCGCGGCUCUCCGUCCCCGAUGCCUCGCUCUUGUCGGAUGGGAGACAGCAGCGACACACAGCAGGCAGGAUGACAAACCAGUCGACAGCCAACCCGUCCAACACAAACAAGGUGAAGGAGAAAGAAGAAAACCAGCGAGAUGACAACACGGACAUUGCGUAUAAAGAUGCGGGCCACUGCAGCCGCAACACCCACAAUCUGCUGCUGGGACUCACUGUUAUGGGUGUUGUCAUGGGCACUGUGUUUGGGAUGCUGCUGCGGUACAUGAAGGUGAAGGACAGCUCCGUGCUCACUAUGAUUUCCUUCCCUGGAGAAAUCCUCAUGAGGAUGCUGAAGAUGCUCAUCCUGCCUCUAAUCAUCUCCAGCCUUAUCACAGGCCUGGCUGGUCUAGAUGCCCGCUCCAGUGGAAGGAUGGGCAGUAGAGCCAUGGUGUACUACAUGUCCACGACUGUAAUCGCCGCCAUCCUCGGGGUCAUCCUGGUGUUAAGUAUCCACCCGGGGAACCCCAAACUGAGGAGAGGCACGUCGAGCACGACCCAGAAGAACCAGGAGGUCAACAGUCUGGACGCCUUCCUCGACCUCAUCAGAAACCUCUUCCCGGAGAACCUGGUGCGGGCCUGCUUCCAACAGGUUCAGACGGUGCUGAGAAAGGUUCCGGUCGCGGCACCGAACCAAACUGAGCCCAUCAUGGUGAGCAGGAAGUCACUGGAGUACAAAUGGGGCAUGAACGUCCUCGGCUUGAUUGGCUUCUUCAUCACCUUCGGCAUCUGCAUGAGCAGGAUGGGCGAGCGGGGGAAGGUCAUGUGCGACUUCUUCAACAUCCUCAACGAGAUCAUCAUGACGAUGGUUUCUAUGAUCAUGUGGUACUCUCCUGUCGGCAUCGCCUCUCUCAUCGCGGGGAAGAUCGCGGCCAUCGGAGACCUGGAGGUGGUGGCCAGGCAGCUGGGUAUGUACAUGGUGACCGUCAUGGUGGGCCUGGUGAUCCACGGCGGCUUGAUCCUUCCUGCUAUAUUCUUCGCCACCACCAGAAAAAGCCCCCUCACUUUCUACACUGGAAUCUUCCAGGCUUGGAUCACGGCUUUGGGCACCGCCAGCAGCGCGGGGACGUUACCUGUCACCUUCCGCUGCCUGGAGGAAAACCUGAAGAUCGACAAGCGAGUGACUCGCUUCGUGCUGCCCAUCGGCGCCACCAUCAAUAUGGACGGCACCGCGCUGUACGAGGCCGUGGCGGCCAUCUUCAUCGCGCAGAUGAAUGACAUCACGCUGGACGGCGGGCAGAUCGUCACUGUCAGUAUGACUGCCACCCUGGCCAGUGUUGGAGCUGCCAGUAUCCCCAGUGCUGGACUGGUUACCAUGCUGCUGAUCCUGACCGCCGUGGGGCUGCCUACUCAGGACAUCAGUCUGCUCAUCGCCGUCGACUGGCUGCUUGACAGAAUGCGUACCUCCAUCAAUGUGGUGGGCGACUCGUUCGGUGCCGGCAUCGUGGACCACUUGUCCAAGGCGGAACUCGCCGAACUGGACGCGGCAGAAAUGCAAAUCCUCCCGCCAGAGGAGGAGCUCGAUUUCAUCCCCCCGCCCCCCAUCCUCACGGAGAUGGACCUCGUCGACCCUUUCAAACCGCCCGAGCUGCCGCCUCGCUCCCCCCGCCCGCCCAAACUCAACCACCACGGUCACGUCCUCUCCCAGUCCCACUCCAUCACUUACUCACCGUCCCGUUCUAUCCGGUCUCCAUCGCCACGUUCAAUCCGCUCUCCCUCUCCGCGUUCCGUCUGCUCCCAUUCUCAUUCCCCUCGGCCUUUCCGUACUCAUUCUCCACGCCUCCUCCACAGGACGGAGCCGGGCUACUGCGCCCUGCCCAGCCACGAUAACCAGAUUCCCACGAUGCAUCGCUCCAGCUACAGAGAGCGAGACCGCGAGCGGGACCGGCUGAGGCGGGAGAGCGAGACAGAGGAGGAGGAGGAGAGAGAGAGGGCUCUGGGCGAAGUGAGCGACGGCGAGGAGAGCGAUGACACCGCCUACGACCGGAGGCACGUCAUCCCGCUGGGCGACCUGCCGUGAUUGGAUUGAAAAUCUUUCAAAGUCUCCCUCCCUCCUCCCCUCCGUCGAUUAGUUUUCCAUUUCACACAUUUCACAGCAGCUCCACCAGAUUCAGGUGGAGGUGGAGGUUCACAGGCUGCUUUCAUUCUGACGUAGUUUGAGUUCACUGCUCUCGAUUAGCAGAUCCGUUAAAGCUUAAUUUGAGCUUAAUGUGCAUAAAUAUUAAUAUGUUGCCAUGGCAACACCGUGUAUUAUUCCUUAGAAGAGUCCCUUAAAAAUCAGGCCUGAGACUUCUGAUCUUUUCUGCACCAAGAGAGCUUAAUAUGGAGAUCUGUGUUUCAUUUUCCUUUUUAUAACUGUCUUGGUUUUGAAUCCUCCCGUCUGUCUGAACCUCGUCACAUUCGCCUGAUAGGAGAGAAAAUGUGAGUUUGCUCUUGACGGUGUCGAGGCCGCCUCUUUACCAGCCUCUUAACGCACAACUAUAAGAGUUAUCAGUCAACUUAACCUCAGAUCCUUCCUCUUCUACUUUGAUUCUCCUGGCAAGAAGUGAAAAUUAUUCAACUUAAAGGAGCAGUUGCACAUUUAGAAAUACACUUUUUCUCCAGCAGAGGAGAAAAACUCACUCAUCAACAGUUGCGUCUCUUAUCCAAGCGUAAAAAUGCCAAACUCUUUCUUGGCCGAGAGCGGAAGAUUCCUGAAGUCUCCGCUGGUUACCUGCCAACUGGUGUCCGCUGACAGACAGUCCAGCACUUAACAACAACACAACUUGUUUUUACACUUCAGCGUCUGUACGAGUUAAACAAACUAAAUACACCAUGUCAGCUAAUAAGUGUUGAGAGGCGGAUUUACAUGCCGAGUGAAACUUAAAUAUUCGGUUCUCCGAUUACCAGCGUUAGAACAGAGGUUAAAAAACAGUCGAACUUACCAGGGAUCCAAUUUUCACCAAAAUAAUGGUGAAUGUGAGGGUGCAAAUAAUUAAGAAGCUACAAACAGUCGAGCCAUUUACACUGGAUAGAUUUAAUAACCAAUGAUAAUUAUGCAUGAACUUUUUCAUCAAUCAUUAACGCAUACAGGCUAAUAACAGAGUAUAUAAAUAGGUUAAUACGGUGAAAUAAAAGUCGAAUA